AUGCAGCAAAGUAGCCAUCGCUCGAUUUUAGAAAUCACUAUAAUAUCGGCUCAAGACCUCAAGAAGUCAACUUCCACCACGGUCUUCUCCCGCCAUAUUCGGCCAUUCAUUACACUAAGCAACGAUAUAAACGCUAAAACGUACAAAACCAGGGUAGACGAUAAAGGAGGGAUUAACCCCUCGUGGGGCGACAAGUUCCGGCUACCGUUUGAACAAUUCUUAGUAAACAAGAGGUGCCCGGGAAUUUACCUUCGGCUUUACACCAAGAAUUUUCUGAUGGGCCGGACUCAACUGGGUUGGUGUCUGAUUCCAGCUGCUGAUAUCGUGAGCCGGUUUUCCCCAGUUGGUUUGGUUCAUUUCUUGAGUUACCGGCUAAGGGCUAGAGAUGGUUCAAGAGGUAAUGGCGUGGUCAAUGUUGCGGUCAAGCUUGAAGGUUCAGAUGGCUUUGUUUGUCCUCUGAGGGACUUGACUUCCGAUGUCUCUUACCUGCAAGAAAUGCGAGAUAGUCGUGAGUCGGUAAUUGGAUUUCCGGUCAAGUAA
This is a messenger RNA of Striga hermonthica, 540 nucleotides long. Lineage: Eukaryota; Viridiplantae; Streptophyta; Magnoliopsida; Lamiales; Orobanchaceae. The record is from the annotation of a GenBank genome assembly.